Dentiscutata erythropus is the source of this 483-nucleotide messenger RNA. NCBI's taxonomy places the organism in Eukaryota, Fungi, Glomeromycota, Glomeromycetes, Diversisporales, Gigasporaceae. The record is from the annotation of a GenBank genome assembly.
AUGGCAAAUAAUUCUAUAACUGAAAUCUCUCAAAAUAUUAUUAAUACGCAUGACAUUCAUCGAUCAGACCCUCGAGUCGUGGCAGAGUUUGCACAUCAAUGGAAUCAGCCUCGAUAUUUAACCGGAUACGAGGUUUUGAUGCUUACAGUCAAACCAAUCUGUAUCAAUGCUUAUAAUAUUUCAGAUCCUAUAACUAUUGAUGAAAUUGCUCGUUGUAUUUGGAAAGAUUUCACUAAACCUGAACAACGAGAUCAGCAUACUAAUAUAGCAUUUCGCGUAAACGAACUCAGGGUAAAUGAUCCUCAAACAUUUGGAAUUAUUAAUGAUCAAGGAUCGAUGAGAAGUCAUGGUAUUUUUAUUGAACCUGCAGAUGAUACAAAAGUUAUAGGCGUACCACACAUUCCACAUGAUGAUGUGUCAGAUAUUUUCAUUAAUGGAAUUGGUCAUAAUGAAAGAAAUCAGUAUCAAAAUUUCGGGGUUUGA